Amoebophrya sp. A120 is the source of this 6282-nucleotide messenger RNA. The record is from the annotation of a GenBank genome assembly. NCBI's taxonomy places the organism in Eukaryota, Dinophyceae, Syndiniales, Amoebophryaceae.
AGACUUAUUUGACAAGGCAAGAAUUCUUGUCGCGCAGGCUCUUUCGUACCUGUCGUGGACGAGAAGUUAUAGAUUUGGAUUGCAUUUGGGAUUCUAUACACCUUCACCUUUACCGAAUAUUGAUAAGUAAAUUCUAGUAGGGGUCGAACAGGUUCAGUCUAACUCUAAGGCUUAGAGUCGAACAGAUUUCAGGCAUCAAACUCUAGUAGGCAAAAAAAAAGUAGAAGUGCCAGAAAGAAAAAUCAUGGAGGAUCACCGCGAACUGACUCAGGGGCAAAAGAUUCAGAAACACAUCGAUGACGGCACGUACCAGAUUUGGCAAACUGUAACCCUCGGUAAAGAAUCUGCGGAGAAAUACCCGAUUGAUGUGAUCCUCACGUCCUCGCCCGUAUUAGCCCGAGCAAGCCAUGGAUAACUAUAGGAGCGCGCUGCCGCUGUCCGUUUCCACUUUGUCAGUCUGUGGUCCUUCUUAUUCGCAUGCGGUCCAUUUGCAUUUAAUUUGCUCGUCGCAGCAGUAACAGUAUUGCUAGGCCGGCACAGAAGGUCGCUUUUUCCUCCGCCCAUGCAUGUCAUAUCUUUGCCUGUUUCUGUAUCAGAGCAGCCAGUGGUGCCAGAAUUUGUAUUGUAGGACCAUUAGUAGCAUCGUGUUGACUGACUGUACGUGGGACCAUGCUCCUUAGUUUUCUCUUUGAUACGGGGCUUGGACGGUCCAGCAAUUCGAUGUGUUCGACGAGUGGCUUCAUAUGAGGGGAGGAGAUCUCGGUCUCCGCGCAUCGUCGCGCGGGACGGCGACCGCAGGCACCACCAUCCAUCGCGAAAGAAGUGGGCGUUCAAGCAGACCUCGGUCCCCGCGCAUCGUCGCGCGGGACGGCGACCGCAGGCACCACCAUCGCCAAAAAAGUGGGCGUUACGGCCGAAGCGGUGGUACACUCUUACAAGGGUGAAAAACGUAUUCGCUUUCAAAAUUCAAAUUUUUUUGAGGCCCCUUUACAGCAUCCGGCCCGACUGUCCUCAUCCGCGUCACCCGGCUCAGCGGCCCCACAAGCGGCUCCGGAUUCUCCGACCUAUCAAUUCCUUUUUUUUGAGAUGUAGCCUGAUAGUGAUGAAUGAGAAUGCGAAUGAAGGUAUGUAGCUUGUCGCGGUGAUAGCUAGUGUAAAGUAGAUAGCAUUUGAGACGUUUUGUGACAGAUGUCGGCAGCAGGUAGACACUCAUCAGCGACAGGAGCCUCCCAGCAAUGCCAUCCGGUCUGGGCACCAGUCCGAAGCGCCGCGGCUAGUGAUCGACCACGCCCAGACUCGACAACAGUUCUCCCACUGGUUCCGGUGAAACGCCCGCCAUCUCUUCGGGACUCAAUAUUCGGCGUCGAAUGUCGUUGCGAGGUGCAGCUUGUCAAGGGAGAAAUUGGCGGCGUAGAGGCUCUAUGCUUUGCAAAAAUAUCGCACUGUUAUAAAUUGCGACACAAUAUUAAAUUUUUCAAGGAGACAGCCGGGAUUUGUGAUGCGUAGUACGUUAGGACAACAGAUCUGUAGACGCAUGGCUGCAAUUUAUGUUGGUGUGAUACUUUUGCAAUGGAUAGGCUCCCCGAGAAUGUGCCCCACUCCUUCGAAAUAUUCAAGAGACUCCGCUGUAGGUUCCGGAUCCUUCGUCAUCCCAUGAAAAACGAAUCACCCCCUGCCAAAUUUGUAUUGCUCUUUCGUCUUAGUUAUGCAUGACAAAUUCACACACCGAGCCGAAACUGCAUUACAAAUCUUCGCAAGACCGCGGCACUUUUGCGCAGUUAGAUAUACCAAAAAACUUGUCACGCGCGAUAUGUGCAGCCUGUAACGCAGGGACCAUUUUUAGCCCAGGAUGAUAGGGAGUCGCAGCUCCCCGGCAUGCAUGACAAAUUCAGCAUGGCAAUCUGCGCCAUGCCACGAAAUCAGCAAUACAAAUUUGGUCAACAGGGGUGACGUUUUUCCGUGCAUAUCUGCAGGUCGGACAGCUUGCCACUCCCAUGGUUCUCCGCGUGGUCAUUCCCUUGCUCGUCCUCAUCCAUUCCUGCGCUUGCUGCAAAUGGGUUCUCCGGACCGUCGUAGCCGUGUCGGGCGGAGCAGCAUAAAGACCGUCGACCCCCGGCGGCUCGACGUCCUCGUUAGGUGGAAGCGUCUCGGGGUCGACCUCUUCGGGGUGGACGGCCAGCAGCUGCACGACGUCGCCAAACUGUGGAUAUCCUAUCGUAUGGAAAAACGAACCCACAAUGUGGCUGCAUCGCAAUUGCCAAAAUAUGAAGCCUUGCAUGACAAAAUCGCGACCGCGUCGAAUUUCCUGCAUUUUUACAAAUCCUCUAUAUUGCGUGACAAACUCCCUACCUUGCAUGACACAUCCACUCAAUUCGCCAUGCUCAAGCUGCGACGCUAAUGCCCAUGCACAAGGCUGCGACGUGAAUUCCCACUGUGGGCGCGUUUUUUGUCCCGGAUAGCGGCCAGCUCAUGCAAACACGCCAACAGAAGCCCGGAACUUUUGGGAAACCACCCUACUACCAUCUGCGCGCCGAGCCACCGCAUUCGGGCGAUGCUCGCUAUCUUUGUACCAGGAAAAGAGUUUUGCAACAUUUUGAUAACCUGAGUCGACAUGGCCAAACCUUGACCACCAGAAGGACCAAAACCGUGGCCAUUUGCGUCGGUCAUCUGAAGGGCUUUGGCCGCACAUAGGAAGGGGCAUAAAAAUCGAGUGAGUACCUUUUUCCGCUCCUGUAAAAAAGGUAUUCGCGAUUUUUGGGUGCCAAAAAAAGGUAUUCAAGGGGGGGGCAUAAAGGAGGGUCAAGGGCACGCCUUGAGCGAGGAUUAUUCGGGCUCCCGGGAGGCCGAAAUAAUCAUUGCCACGGACCCAACAGCUCUGCGCCCAAGCCUAGUGAAAAGAUGCCGCCUAAGUGGUAAAUGCUUUGGCCCGGCAUCUCGGCGGUUUGGCAGCCCACAUCGCGGUCAUGUCUGUCUUCGUAUUUGAAAGGCCUGCGUGUCGCCUUCGUGGCUGCCAGGCGGUUGGCCGCGCGAGCCAGCCCGCCGCGCAAGCGCUUGCGACUUAUUUCCCCCCCGGCGAAAGGCCGCAGGCCUUGAGCGACUUGCGACCGCUUGCGGCACUUGUUGGCGUGCCGGCUGCCCCUCUGGCGCAUGCAAAAAAACGGCGCCACCGCUAGCCCAUGCGCGCCCGACCCGGAACUGCGCAUCUCGCAGUCGGACCUGCCCGCCGAGGGGCGAGCGAAUGCGGCCUCUACUCGGAGCAACCAUUGCCAAAGGCGAACGCCUUGCGGAAAAGCGCAUCGCCCGCGGUUGCUCAAGGCAUGCAGCGGGCCCCGUCGGCUCCGCAAUCUGUUUGGCCAAGUUUGCGCCCAUUUCAUUUGGUGGGGCUCCCGACUUACAUGGCGGGCCGGGGAGAGGGACGGUCGCAGGCGCUUUCCCCCGUUUUCCCAGGCGGGGCAACGGCCGCGCUAGCGCUUUUUGGGUGGGUGCGGCGCGUUGGGGGUAGUGCGAAAGCAUGCCAACACUGCCGCCACAGGUGAUAAGAAAAACUAUCCGCUCGCGCGCCCGCGGGAGCGCCACUCUGUCGCGUCUUUUAUCUUGGGGCGCCAGAACCCCAAAUGAGGAAAGCCCCUGCGCCUAGUAGGGGGUCUUCCCGCGCCCCCCCUUCGCCGCGCCAUCUCUGGCAAAUCCGCCCGGGCAGAAAUUGUCUGGCGGACCCGGGCACAUUCUUCGGCCAUGCGUGAUGCGCCAAAGCCGCGCGGGGCUUGGAAAUUUGGCGCCAGAUUUCCCAAAAAAGGCCCUGCGCUGUGGUGGGCCGUGAGGGGCGAACUCUAGCCGGCCGACAUAGCGGCCAACUUAGCGGCCAGCCGCUUUCGUCUCAGAAGCGGGCCACUAUGAAGCGCCCCGGCCGUAUGGGUGUUUUGCGCCAAAAAAUGCGCGCAAACCAAGGCCGGCCGUGGCCUUGCAGCUUUUUCAAGUCUUUGACACGUGCCCGAGCCGGUUCAACUGUUUUCCUGGGCCCAGACCAAAGGUGUUCAAAAUUGGGCGGACACACCGCAACAACCCGAGGCAGGUGAAAGAGCGUCGCUUUUUUGUAUGAGCGCCAGCUGCCACUAGUCUCCACCGUUCAUCUCAGGCCGCAACUAUCUUCUGCCAGAGUUUGUCCUUCUUCAUUUCUGUUGCGGGGCUUGGUGUUUGGAGUGGUGCCCAACAUGCCACUCACGACGAUACGCAGCUCCGGGGCGUCGGCGCCGGCAACAAUGGACUAUGCAAAAAAACGUCUUCAAAUGCGAGCUCAAAUUUACCCUACCUAUCACCGCGACAAGCUAGCUAGAUAAUAAGACAACUCCAGUGACAUCAUCAACAUACUCCAGUAAUUCAGGUAACGAAAAAAGGUCCCGCGACUCACCUGCCCGACGCCUUCCAGUUCAACGAGGCCACCGGCGGGGUCCUAUCUGGACCCACCCUCAAGGGGGGCAAAAAAAAAUUUGAUUUUUGAAAGCGAAUACGUUUUUCAUCGCUGUAACUCUUGGUUGUUAUUUGCUUUUCAUCAUCUAUGCCAACUGUCGUGUAGACAUCACUCCUGGCUGUCGGAAGAGGUCAGCCUGCCUUCCUCAUCGGGGUCUUGGAAAACUUUCUCUGCAUGGUCUGAUCAGACGUCUUCAUGGCUUGCAGCUGUAGAAAGGUUUCCUCAACCAAAAAAAACAAACAAGGUAAAGACCGCGGCUCCCUUACUCGCGAGAUUUGACGUGACAUUCAACGUAUCGAGCUGGACGUUUCGGAAGUUGAAUAAACUCACCGAGCUGGACGAGCUGUGGGCAAACGGUAUAGCAUUUGAAUGUCCAUAGAUACUUUUCUACAAAGGAGCAUGGUAUUGCUAUUCGUAAAAGCAAUUUGCAACCGCGCAAGAAAGAGCGCAAAUGUAAGUCAUAUGAUAUGCGUUUCGGGACGAGUGUGAUGCGAUCGUCAGGAGCCGUAUUUUGACAUGCGUGCUUAGCUGCUACGGCGAGUCUGAGAAUACUCAUCUGAGCCUGAAACUCCUUUUCAAACAAUACACUACGGAAAAACAGGUAAUGCCAAGAAGCUGAUCAUCGACCCCACCGUGUCCAUGGCCACGAAACUCGACGAGCAGGUUUUCAGCAGGUUCGUGGCGUCGUCGGUGGAGCAAUUUCGCUCCGACCGCACGAAACUGGAGAUUGACGCUUAGGAGAAGGACGACCAAAAAUCCGAAAAGCCUGCGACCCGCUUCUACCAAUUGCAGACGACUAGUCUGGUGCUGGAAAGAUGCAGAGCAGAAGUUGUAAUGAAAAAAGUAGCUGCCAUUCUGGCUUGAGAAAAAAAUGUAUUUUAAAAAGAAAGGUAGACCUAGAGAGCCGCCACAAGAGCUGCUCGUAUAAAGUCAUGACUGAAAGAAGUAUGACGUGCAUAUACUUUGGGCUCCCUCGAAGAUGGUAAAAAAAAUGCGUCUUCUGUAUCUUCCCAGAACCAGGCAGAUUUUUUACGGUUUCAAAAAGAAAGUGACGGCACGUACCUCGUGGUUCGCUAGAAGAAGCGGACUUCCUCCUGCCGGACUCAUCACAACAAUAAUCGAAACAGGCGUCGCAGGAGGCACGUUUUUAUCGACUUUGAGUGCGGCAAGCUUCCCUAUACCGACUCAAGCUAAGUAACGUGUAGAAUUGAAUUGAACUGAUCUACGACCCAAUUCUUCUUUCGUGACCUGAAAGCACGAUUUUGAUUUUGUUUUUGCGACUACCUAACGCUGGUCAUCAACUGCUUACAAUCAGAAACUUUGACAGUGCGGCGCAAGAAGCGAGCACAUAGCUGAUUUUGUUUUUGCGUUGAAUUUGAUCAAGAAUAAGUAUGAAAUGAACCAAUAUAAUAAAGCAAUAGUAGAACUUCCUUUUGUUCCUUAUACCAUUUUCAGAAUUUGAGUUUGUGAAAAAUGAAGUGCGUUUCUAUUCCUGUGUCUUCACACACUAUCUAAGGAGAACUAUGGUGGCACACUGGUCGCUCCAGGAAGCAGUGGCAACUAAUUCGCUGGGGCGAACUGGUGUCCUUUCGUUUUCAUCAUGUUUGAUUUUGAUCUUGUACGAUAGAGGCCAAAACUGCAGGAUUGAUUAUUAGUUGCAAUUUUGCAAACGUGAGUGAACUUGAAGGCGGGAUGCCAAGUCUGGGAUUGACUUUUGUUGGGGAAAAAGUCUCAGAUAGACUUUUGUUGAGAAAAAAUGCGGUAAUUGAAAUUGUGUGAAUCUAUUGAACCAAGGCAGAGCGGCAGGAGCCUGGCAU